AGUUGAAGCUCACUUGCCACCUUUUAAAAGUGAUCUCUGCAGCAUUCCAGAGCCACUGAAGUAUGCAUCUUGACUGGGAGAGUCCAGUUUCUCUGCUAGCACAGAAGAAGAUUUUUAACAUGAACAAGAUCCUUUCAGCCACUCUUUGUUUUGGACUCCUAACUUUGUUAUCUGUACUGAUUUUUUUGGAAUUGGUGCAUGGACGGCCAUAUCUGAUCCAAGGAAAUGAAUUGUUUCCAGAUAAAGAAGAUACAAAUCGUGAAGAACUACUGCUGGCUCUACUGAAUAAAAAUUUUGAUUUCCAAAGACCUUCUAACAUUGAUAGAGAACUGGCUAACAAAUUGGAAGAACUUAACCAGGUGAGAAAGCUAAAAGAGCAGUUCAUGGAGGCAAAAGAUGCUGAGAUAUCCUAUGCUAUAGAUGGUCUAUCUUCUUCCCAUCCAAAUAAGCGAGCCUGCUUUUGGAAAUACUGUGUCUGAAGUUUGUUCUCUGGAUACAAAAAGAACACUAGAAAAAAGAUACACAGCUACUCACUACUGCUUGAAGAUUGUAGCUCUUUUAAGCAUAAAGAAAGUGGCAUUUAUUCUGCCCAUUGUAUACUUAAGGUUUAAGUUGUGAAUAAUGACAAAUCGGUUGUCCUUUUGCCUGGCAUGGGCUAUCAAAUGGCCUUGUAGUGGUCAAGUUGACAGUGUUGUAUCUAAUUAUUAUCAAUUAAAAUAUUUUAAAAAGCACCUUGGAAAAUUAAAAUAAAUUAUAUUGUCUCAAUUUAUGGAAAAAAUAUGCAUCAUUGUCCUUUCUCUUUCUUAUGAUUGU
Molecule: messenger RNA, 813 nt
Organism: Mirounga angustirostris (Northern elephant seal)
Lineage: Eukaryota; Metazoa; Chordata; Mammalia; Carnivora; Phocidae
Gene: UTS2B
Product: urotensin 2B
Exons: 5
Coding region: 63-479 (138 amino acids)
Biological process (GO): blood vessel diameter maintenance; regulation of blood pressure
Cellular component (GO): extracellular region
Molecular function (GO): hormone activity; G protein-coupled receptor binding
Source: RefSeq, a predicted model, not a curated record